CGCCCGGGGCUGCUCACGCUGCUCACGCCCCGGCCGUGGCCGGCGAGCGCCUGCGGUGGGCGGGCUGCGGAGGGCAGCGGAGCGCUUCGCUGCCACCGGUUGAAGCAAGUCACCGCUCCAGAUGUGUGACAUGUGCUGCUGCAUAGCUAUGGCUUAACUGAAGGCGUCUUGGUUUCGAUGUCCCCUUCUGAAUGUGGUAGGAUAUAGCUAGGGAAAUAUUUGAUCAUGCCUCACCUCCUGAGAUAGAGAAAAAUAGUUUAUCCGGUUGUGCUGGCAAGAAUUCUGCCCUUUGGUCUACGCAGAAGGAAUAUUCUAGAAAAGUGAAGUUGGAAGAUCUCUGAUAACAAGAAGUGUAAACAUGUUGUGCUGGGGCAAUGCAUCUUUUGGACAGCUUGGAUUGGGUGGAAUUGAUGAAGAGAUUGUUUUAGAACCCAGAAAAAGUGACUUUUUCCUAAAUAAAAGGGUCAGAGAUGUAGGAUGUGGACUGAGACACACUGUUUUUGUCCUGGAUGAUGGGACAGUUUAUACAUGUGGAUGCAACGAUCUGGGACAACUAGGGCAUGACAAAGGCAGGAAAAGACCCGAGCAUGUUGGUGCACUGGAUGCCCAAAAUAUUGUAGCUGUGUCAUGUGGAGAAGCCCACACUCUUGCAUUAAAUGACAAAGGUCAGGUAUAUGCUUGGGGUCUGGCUACUGAUGGACAGCUUGGCUUGCCAGGAACAGAGGAAUGCGUCAGAGUGCCCAGAAAUAUUAAAAGUUUAUCAGAGAUCCAGAUUGUCCAAGUUGCUUGUGGUUAUUAUCACUCACUAGCACUCUCAAAAGGAAGUGAAGUGUUUUCCUGGGGACAAAACAAAUAUGGCCAGCUGGGCCUAGGUUAUGAGUAUAAAAAACAAACCUCCCCACAGAUGAUUAAAUCUCUGCUGGGAAUCCCUUUUGCACAGAUUGCAGCAGGAGGAGCUCACAGCUUUGUGCUGACUCUUUCUGGAGCCAUCUUUGGAUGGGGACGCAACAAAUUUGGGCAGCUGGGUGUUAAUGAUGACACAGACAGGUAUGUUCCUACCCUGCUCAAGUCCCUGAGAAGUCAGAAGGUUGUUCAUAUAUGUUGUGGAGAGGAUCAUACUGCUGCCCUUACAAAGGAAGGUGGGGUUUUCACAUUUGGAGCUGGAGGCUAUGGCCAGCUGGGACAUAACUCUACCAGCCACGAGAUAAAUCCCAGGAAAGUUUUUGAGCUCAUGGGGAGCGUUGUCACACAAAUCACCUGUGGCAGGCAGCACACCACUGCAUUUGUCCCUUCUUCUGGAAGAAUUUACUCCUUUGGACUGGGAGGCAAUGGGCAGCUGGGCACAGGGACCACCAGUAACAGGAAAAGUCCCUUCACAGUGAGAGGAAACUGGAUUCCCUUUAGUACCCAGUGCCCAAUGAGCACAGACAGUGAGGAGUGCUACUGUGUAAAGAGAAUUUUCUCUGGUGGGGACCAAAGUUUUGCACACUACUUUUAUCCACAGAACAUGGUGCCACCAGAUGAUUUUAGGAAUCCUGACCUUUUGAAGCAGAUCUGGACUGUGAAUGAAAUGUUUAUUCAAAAAUUGCUGAGUUUCCCAUCUGGAAGACUUCCUGUAGAGAUAGCUAAUGAAAUUGAUGGAACGUUCUCCUCUGCUGGGUGCCUGAAUGGGAGCUUUUUGGCACUGAGCAAUGAUGAUCAUUACAAAACCAGUGCUAGAUUCUCAGGGGUUGACAUGAAUGCUGCUAGACUACUCUUCCACAAACUCAUACAGCCUGAGCACGCUCAGAUAUCACAACAGGUGGCAGCUAGUUUGGAGAAGAACCUUAUUCCCAAAUUGACCAGCUCCUUACCAGAUGUUGAAGCUUUGAGGCUGUAUCUCACUCUACCAGAGUGCCCACUGAUGAGUGAUGAAAACAAUUUCACAACGUUAGCUAUUCCUUUUGGAGCAGCUAUUCUGAACCUGGAAAAAGCUCCUCUGAAAGUUCUUGAAAAUUGGUGGUCUGUGCUUGAGCCUCCCUUGUUCCUCAAGAUAGUGGAACUCUACAAGGAUGUCGUGGUGCACCUUUUGAAGGUGUGCAAGAUGGGCAUUCCCCCUUCUGACAGGAGAAUACUCACCAAUUUCCUCCACACAGCCUUCAGAGUUCUGGAAAUCCUGCACAGGGUAAAUGAAAGAGGACAAGUUAUACAGUAUGACAGAUUUUACAUUCAUGAGAUACAAGAUUUGAUAGAUAUCAGAAAUGACUAUGCCAACUGGUUCCAGCAGCAGGUGUUGGGAAUGGAUGUCAACCAUGGAUUAACUGAGUUAACAGAGGUUCCUGUUAUAAUUUGCACAUACCCAUUUGUAUUUGAUGCCCAGGCAAAGACAACUCUCUUGCAAACCGAUGCAAUCAUACAGAUGCAGAUGGCUGUGGAUCAGGCCCACAGGCAGAAUCUGUCUUCUCUCUUCCUGCCAGUGUUUGAGUCUGUGAACCCCUGCCUGAUAGUGAUGGUGCGGAGGGACAACAUCGUGGGCGACGCCGUGGAGGUGCUCCGGAAAACAAAGAACGUGGACUACAAGAAGCCCCUCAAGGUCAUUUUUGUAGGGGAGGAAGCCGUCGAUGCUGGAGGCGUUCGCAAAGAGUUUUUCUUGCUCAUCAUGAGGGAGUUGCUAGAUCCCAAGUAUGGAAUGUUCAGGUACUACGAGGAGUCCAGGCUGAUCUGGUUCUCUGAUAAGACCUUUGAAGACAGUGACUUGUUUCAUUUGAUUGGUGUUGUCUGUGGGCUAGCAAUAUAUAAUUUUACUAUUGUAGACCUUCAUUUUCCUCUGGCUUUGUACAAAAAGCUAUUGAAUCAGAAACCAUCCCUGGAUGACUUAAAAGAAUUGAUGCCAGAUGUUGGCAGGGGAAUGCAACAGCUACUGGACUAUCCAGAGGAUGACAUAGAAGAAGCAUUUUGUCUUAAUUUUACUAUCACUGUGGAAAACUUUGGUACAACAGAAAUUAAGGAGCUUGUUCCUAAAGGUGCUGACAUUCCUGUAGUCAAACAAAAUAGGCAAGAUUUUGUAGAUGCAUAUGUGGAUUACAUCUUCAAUACAUCUGUGGCUUCCCUAUACAGUGCAUUCCAUGAAGGCUUCCACAAAGUGUGUGGAGGCAAAGUUCUUCAGCUCUUCCAGCCCAGUGAGCUGCAGGCAAUGGUGAUUGGGAACACAAAUUAUGACUGGAAGGAGUUGGAGAAGAACACAGAAUACAAAGGAGAAUACUGGGCAGACCAUCCUACAAUUAAAAUAUUCUGGGAGGUUUUUCACGAGUUGUCUUUGGAGAAGAAGAAGCAGUUCUUGUUGUUUCUGACAGGCAGCGAUCGGAUCCCCAUCCUCGGAAUGAAGUGUCUGAAACUGGUCAUCCAGCCAACAGGAGGGGGAGAAGAUUACCUGCCCGUAGCUCACACUUGCUUUAAUCUUCUUGAUCUUCCAAAAUACACUGAUAAAGAAACCCUGAAGUCUAAGUUGAUCCAGGCUAUAGACCACUAUGAAGGUUUCAGUUUAGUAUAACUUGAGCAAUGAAAGUUCCGUGUACCGUGGGAUCAUUGAGUUUUCGUGUCUUUCUUGUGGUGGUAAAUUCAGUGGAUUAAGUGAUGCAGUUGAUAAUAUAACUGAUUAUUUGCAAAAAAAUGUUCAGUGCUAUGGAUAUUCAUGAGAGCCAAAAAAAAUCAUUUCCAAAACUGAGGAGCUGUCUUAAUACAUAUACCUUCCUGUACAGAGCCAUGUGGAUUUUGCCAUCUUACAAUAAAAAUGAGAGUAUUGUGAAUGGGAGUCAAGUUUCACUAACAAGAAUUAACAUUUCACCUUAAGCAAACAAUUUGGCGUGUGAGUGCAUGAGAGACUUGCUUCAGUUUUUCAAAUCACUUAGUAAGAACAUUUAACUUCUUCCCUGAUAAAUUCACUUGGUACCUUUUCAUUUUGUAAAUAAUAAAUUUUUGUGAUAAAAUAGUUCUGUUCCAAUACCGGUAUGGUUUCUAUUGCUUGUAAUUGAAUAUGAGCUUAUUUUAUGGCUUUUAACAAAAAAAAAAAAAAAAAAAGUAAUUACUCUGAUUUCUGAAGAUAUCUAUUUUUCUGGUUUGUUUUAAGAACCUUAAUGAAAGUGAUUGUUCAAGAGACAUUCAUCCUCACAAUGUACAAUCCAUGAAGCAGUCACUUAGUGCCGAUACAAAACCGCAGCCAAUGGCAUUUUUAAUCUGUGGAUGGACAAGCUGACUUGAGACACCGCUUUCUUUUUAAGGACUGAUUCUGUAAUUAAGUGGACACAGUUAUAAAAGAGGUUAACUUAUGAUUUGAAACCUCUGCGGUCAUGUGUCAAGAAUACAGCUGAAAAGAAAAAGGUGCACCAGCCAAUUGUUGCUGUCAAGAGGUUAAAACGUUUAUUUUUAAAUGCUGAAAGCGUAGUUUAUGGUUUCUAAUAGAAUUUUCACUUUUUUCCAGAUAAAUGCAUUUGAAAUAACCUUUAACACCCCUCUCCCUUUUUUCUUAAGAUUUUAUUUUUAGUAUAAUUGCCCUGAGACGAUUGUGCUUAGCUGGACACUUUUGGAUUUGACUUUUCCUUCUCUGGUUAAAUUCCAGAUUUUGUGGUGUUAAUGCAUAUGUGACUUGCAGCUGUGAAACAAAUAUUUAUUUUUUUUAGAUUUUUAAAUGCAGUGAAAAAAUUCAAGCUAUAAUAAAAGACUUGAAUGAAAA
This is a messenger RNA of Melospiza melodia melodia, 4708 nucleotides long. RefSeq names its product HECT and RLD domain containing E3 ubiquitin protein ligase 4 (gene HERC4). Gene Ontology annotation, molecular function: ubiquitin protein ligase activity. Bases 359 to 3529 code for a protein of 1056 amino acids. Lineage: Eukaryota; Metazoa; Chordata; Aves; Passeriformes; Passerellidae. The record is from RefSeq and is a predicted model, not a curated record. The transcript has 27 exons. Gene Ontology annotation, biological process: protein polyubiquitination.